ACCUCCAACCCAAAUCACCGCAGACACUGAAAAAAAUUUCGCCACCACAGAAAAAUUAGGGUUUCGGCCUCAAAUCAAAACCAAAUCUCACUGCAAUUUACGCGCUCUCUCUCUCUCUCUCUCUUCCACCUUCAACCUCAGAAGAGGGUUUUAGGGGUUUUCGAACCACUGUUGCAGCAAGCACUAGCAGCUGAGGAAGAAAAUGGAGAAGGAAUCUUCAACACUCGGAAAGCGAAGAGAAUCUGAGCUCAACAGCGACACUCCAAAUCCAAUCCCAAAGAAACCUCGCAGCAGAGAACGAACAUGCGUCCACGAGGUCGCAGUUUCGAGCGGUUACCUCGCCACGAAGGAGGAAGCAAUUCACGGCACUCUCUCCAACCCUCAGUACAACGGUCCAAUGGCGAAGUCGUACCCCUUCACCCUCGACCCGUUCCAGCAGGUUUCCAUUUCCUGCCUGGAACGAAACGAGUCGGUUUUGGUCUCCGCGCAUACCUCCGCCGGGAAAACUGCGGUGGCGGAGUACGCCAUUGCAAUGUCGUUUCGGGAUAAGCAGAGGGUUAUCUAUACUUCGCCGUUGAAGGCGCUGAGUAACCAGAAGUACAGGGAGCUCAGCCAGGAGUUCAAGGAUGUAGGGUUGAUGACCGGAGACGUCACGCUCUCGCCGCACGCGACGUGUCUUGUAAUGACCACGGAGAUUCUCAGGGGAAUGCUGUAUCGUGGCUCUGAGGUGUUGAAGGAGGUUGCUUGGGUUAUCUUCGACGAGAUUCACUAUAUGAAGGAUCGAGAGAGGGGUGUUGUUUGGGAAGAGAGUAUUAUCUUUCUGCCGCCUGCUAUCAAAAUGGUUUUCCUCUCUGCUACCAUGUCCAAUGCCACUGAGUUUGCAGAGUGGAUUUGUAACAUUCACAAGCAGCCUUGUCAUGUGGUGUACACUGAUUUUCGCCCCACCCCUUUGCAGCACUAUGUUUUCCCCAUUGGUGGGAAUGGGUUGUAUUUGGUUGUUGAUGAGAAUGAGCAGUUCAGGGAGGACAAUUUCAUGAAGCUGCAGGAUACUUUCUCCAAGCAGAAGGUUGGUGAUAGCGGCAGGGGUGCUAAGUCCAAUGGCAGGUUCAGCAAAGGUGGCUCUGGUUCUGGUGGUUCUGACAUUUUCAAAAUUGUUAAGAUGAUCAUGGAAAGGAAAUUCCAACCUGUUAUCAUCUUUAGCUUCAGUAGAAGAGAGUGUGAGCAGCACGCAAUGUCUAUGUCCAAGCUUGACUUCAAUACCGACGAUGAAAAGGAUACAGUGGAACAUAUUUUUCGUAAUGCAGUGCUCUGUUUGAAUGAAGAAGAUAGGAGCUUGCCUGCUAUUGAGCUGAUGUUGCCACUUCUUCAGCGAGGAAUUGCUGUCCAUCAUUCUGGCCUUCUUCCUGUUAUCAAAGAAUUGGUUGAACUUCUUUUCCAAGAAGGUCUUGUAAAGGCCCUCUUCGCUACUGAGACUUUCGCAAUGGGUUUGAAUAUGCCAGCAAAAACUGUUGUUUUCACUUCUGUUAAGAAAUGGGAUGGUGAUAGUCACCGUUAUAUUGGAUCUGGUGAAUAUAUACAGAUGAGUGGAAGGGCCGGGCGCCGUGGCAAAGAUGAGCGUGGAAUUUGUAUCAUUAUGAUUGAUGAGCAGAUGGAAAUGAAUAACCUCAAGGACAUGGUUCUGGGUAAACCUGCUCCUUUAGUUAGUACAUUCAGGCUUAGCUACUACUCAAUUUUAAAUUUGAUGAGCCGUGCAGAAGGCCAGUUCACUGCCGAACAUGUAAUAAAGAAUUCAUUUCAUCAAUUUCAAUAUGAAAAGGCCUUACCUGAUAUGGGAGAAAGGGUGUCAAAGUUGGAGCAGGAAGUAGCCUUACUCGAUGCUUCAGGGGAGGCCGAGGUAUCUGAAUAUCAUAAGCUAAAACUGGAAAUAGCACAGCUUGAGAAGAAGAUGAUGGCACAAAUUAUAAGGCCUGAAAUGAUUCUUUAUUUUCUUGUCCCUGGUCGAUUGAUCAAAGUAAGAGAAGGUGCAACUGAUUGGGGUUGGGGUGUUGUAGUCAAUGUUGUUAAGAAACCUUCUGGUGGUGGUUAUAUAGUUGAUACUUUACUACAUUGUUCACCUGGCUCAAAUGAAAACAGUUCACGACCAAAACCAUGUCCGCCGCGGCCUGGAGAGAAAGGUGAAAUGCAUGUGGUCCCUGUUCAAUUACCAUUGAUAUCUUGUCUUAGUAAACUGAGGAUAUAUAUUCCUCCUGAUCUUCGACCCUUGGAGGCAAGGCAAAGUACACUCCUUGCUGUACAGGAUAUGGGCAACCGUUUCCCUCAAGGUAUUCCAAAGCUUAACCCUGUGAAGGACAUGGAUGUUAAAGAUCCAGAAAUAGUUGAACUUGUCAAUCAGAUAGAGGAACUUGAGAAAAAGUUGUUUGCUCAUCCUAUGCAUAAGCAUCAAAAUGUGGAUCAAAUUAAAAGCUUUGAGAGGAAAGCAGAAGUGAAUCAUGAAAUCCAGCAACUGAAGACAAAAAUGCGGGAUUCUCAGCUACAAAAAUUUCGCGAAGAACUGAAGAAUCGCUCACGAGUUUUAAAGAAGCUAGGUCAUAUUGAUGCUGACGGUGUAGUUCAGUUGAAGGGACGGGCAGCCUGCUUGAUUGACACAGGCGAUGAACUCCUUGUCACCGAAUUAAUGUUCAACGGUACUUUUAAUGAUUUAGACCAUCAUCAAGUGGCUGCCCUUGCAAGUUGUUUUAUACCAGGAGAUAAGUCGAAUGAGCAGAUACAACUGAGAACCGAGCUUGCGAGACCACUACAACAGCUUCAAGACAGUGCAAGAAGGAUAGCAGAGAUACAACAUGAAUGCAAAUUGGAUAUAAAUGUGAAUGAGUACGUGGAAUCAACAGCAAGGCCAUACUUGAUGGAUGUGAUAUACUCUUGGUCAAAGGGUGCAAAUUUUUCGGAUGUUAUACAAAUGACUGACAUCUUUGAGGGAAGUAUCAUUAGGAGUGCUAGAAGGCUUGACGAGUUUCUGAAUCAGUUGCGUGCUGCUGCUAAUGCAGUAGGAGAGGUUGACUUGGAGAAAAAAUUUGCAGCAGCAAGUGAAAGCCUUCGAAGAGGUAUUAUGUUUGCAAAUUCUCUGUAUCUGUGACUUGUUUCCCUGCAGGCCAUUCCCUAUAUUCAUGGCUUUUCUGGGAGGCAGAAAGCUUUUAUCUUCACAUCCAACUUUCUGGGUGCGCCUAAUUCCUUCUCUGGUAAAUAUUUUCGUUCAAUUAUGAUGCACACUGUAUACAGUCACUGAUAGUAAAAGGAGUGGUCGUAGAGUGAUAGAAAAAUCCAGUCAAUAGAAGGUGUAAUUUAUUAAGAUUGUGACAUCUUGUAUCCAUCUAGUUCAGAGUAGUAGCAUGUUUCUCCUUUAAGUCAUUCUUCAGAACCCCUUGUCUGCAUCAUGGCUUGGGGAGUGGGAUGGCGAAGAAAGUAGUGUAAGCAUAGUCAUCAAUUUGCAGAUGAGUCAUUGUUGCCUGUAAAAACUGCUAUUUCAAAUUUUGAUUGAGAGACCAUCAUUUUAGUGACUAUUUGAAUAAUAGGAUCGAUUGAACUGAGAAGAUUCUCCUACUUAUAUAUAUUUUGUUUUCAUUUGAA
Messenger RNA from Lotus japonicus, 3624 nucleotides. Its product is annotated as DExH-box ATP-dependent RNA helicase DExH10. Lineage: Eukaryota; Viridiplantae; Streptophyta; Magnoliopsida; Fabales; Fabaceae. The record is from RefSeq and is a predicted model, not a curated record. Gene Ontology annotation, molecular function: ATP binding; RNA binding; RNA helicase activity. The transcript is spliced from 16 exons. Gene Ontology annotation, biological process: RNA catabolic process; maturation of 5.8S rRNA. Gene Ontology annotation, cellular component: nucleus. Bases 203 to 3133 code for a protein of 976 amino acids.